ACUAUAUUUUGUUUUAUAAAACGCAUUUUUGUUGUUGUUGUAAAGUUUUUAUUUUAUUUUUUCUAUUUUUUAAAUUAAGUCCAUCAAUGUUGUACACGUAAUGGAUCUGCAGCUAGAUGCCGGCAGCCAGCAUCUAGAUGUCGGCAUCUAGAUGUCAGCAUCUAGAUGUCAUCUGCCAACAUCUAACGCCAGAUUGUGACGGUGGUGGGGGGUUGGUAGCUAAACAAUUUUUUUUAUUAAUCUAAUAUAUAUAAAUCUUUUACGGGGGGGUGAAAAAACCAAUAAAUAAUAUGAUCUAUCGUGGAAGAAACGUUAGUCGAUUUUCAUCGUCGCCGAGGAGAGUUUAUGGUCGAGGACUAGUUAAUUCCAUUAUAAGUUCUUUACCAUUUGAGCUACAUUUACCCGGUUAUCAAUUUUGUGGCCCUGGUACUGAUUUAAACAAGCGAUUGGCGAGAGGUGAUCAAGGAAUUAAUAAGUUAGAUAGUGCAUGUAAAAGUCAUGAUAUUGCAUACAAUCAAUUUAAGAAUUUAAGUGAUCGUCAUAAAGCCGAUUUAUUAUUAGCAGAUAAAGCGUGGAUUCGUGUUAAAUCAACGGAUGCUACAUUAGGUGAAAAAGCUUUCGCUUGGGCCGUUACAAACGCAAUGAAAGCCAAAGUUAAAUUGGGAAUGGGUAUGAAGAUCAAGAAGAAGAAACAUGGAAAGAAAAAAAAGACAAAAAUAUCGUUUCGAGCGGCUGUGAAAAGUGCACGAGAUGCUUUAAAAAAAAACAAAAACUACCAACAUCAAUGAUACAAUUAAAGUUGCUAUUACUGCUGCUAAAAAAGUAAUUAAACGAAAAAAUGUACGAACACCGCGAAUCAUUCCAAUUCCAAAAGUUGGUGGUGCACUCCCAUUUUUACUACCCUUAUUUGCUGGUCUAUCGGCUAUUGGUUCACUAGCCGGUGGUACAGCUGGUGUGGCUAAAGCCAUAAGUGAUGCUAGUAAUGCUAAAAAACAACUUGCUGAAAAACAACGUCAUAACAAGACAAUGGAGGAGAUUGCUUUGAAGAAUGGUAAUGGAUUAUUUUUGCGACCCUACAAAACCGGCCUUGGUUUAUACAUGAAUCCCAGUCCAAAAAACUUUCAAUGAAGCUACUACCGAAACGCCCUCUAAAUGAAUUAGAUCUAUAUAAAUAUUGUAAAAAUAUUCCAUAUUUUCGUGGUGUU
Messenger RNA from Chrysoperla carnea, 1205 nucleotides. RefSeq lists its product as uncharacterized. NCBI's taxonomy places the organism in Eukaryota, Metazoa, Arthropoda, Insecta, Neuroptera, Chrysopidae. Bases 291 to 788 code for a protein of 165 amino acids. Gene Ontology annotation, molecular function: A2-type glycerophospholipase activity; structural molecule activity. Gene Ontology annotation, biological process: phospholipid metabolic process; arachidonate secretion. The record is from RefSeq and is a predicted model, not a curated record. The transcript has a single exon.